UACGGCUGCGCGCAGUGAAUGCCACGUACUGGCUGACGUUUACAGUCCGGAGAGCGCUUCCUGAUGCUGGACCGGGUCUGGCUAGGCUAGUGUACAGAUUAGAUUUUCACGGUUUGGGGAAACCUGUGAAAUACAGCGUGGUUAAGUCGUCUGAUUCAGUGGUGGGAGCAGAACAGUUCGGACGGCACCAUGAACGGCCAGCUGGACCUGAGCGGGAAGCUGAUCAUCAAAGCCCAGUUAGGCGACGACAUCAGACGCAUCCCUAUCCAUAAUGAAGACAUUACUUAUGAUGAGCUAGUGCUGAUGAUGCAGCGUGUCUUCAGGGGCAAGCUGCAGAGUAAUGACGAGGUUACCAUCAAAUACAAGGACGAAGAUGAUGAUCUCAUCACCAUCUUCGACAGCUCUGACCUCUCCUUUGCAAUCCAGUGCAGUAGAAUACUCAAACUGACUUUGUUUGUGAAUGGUCAGCCGCGGCCUUUGGAGUCCAGUCAGGUGAAGUACCUGCGCAGGGAGCUCAUUGAGCUCAGGAAUAAAGUCAACAACCUCCUGGAUAGCCUGGAGCCCCCCACAGAGCCUGGCCUGGCUGCUACAGCACCGGACAGUGAAUCAGUGGAUGGACGUGAAGGCAAAUUUGUGGCAGCGGAUCCCACAGUGAAACAGGCCACUCCAGUCAGUGCAGCCAGCAUGUCAGCCUUCGAUCCGUUAAAAAACCAGGACGAGGUCAACAAGAAUGUCAUCUCUGCUUUUGGCCUGAGUGAGGACCAGGCCCAAGCUCCCCCAGCGGUUGCACCAGAGGAGCGCUCAGGAACCCCUGACAGCAUCACUUCCUCCUCGUCUGCGGCACCUCAGCCAGGAGUGCCCCCCCAACCACAGGCUCCAUAUCCUGGAGUACAGCAGGGACCCCCAGCUGGCAUGGAUGGUCAGGUGUAUCAGCAGUACCAGGCUCCAGGUGGAUACCCGCCUCAGCAACCAGGUGCCCCACCGCAGCAGCAGUACGGUAUGCAGUACCCUGCAGGAUACAGUCCUCAGCCUGGCGCCCCUCAGCCUGGCCCGCCACAGCAGCAGCAGUUUCAGAACUACGCGCCUCCCUCCUCCCAGGCUCCUGCCCCUGGCCCAGCCCCAGCCCAGGCCUUCCAAGGGGGCCAGCAGCAGCCCCAUCCGCCUCAGGGAGCCCAGCAGUAUCCACCAGGAGCCUUCCCUCCCCAAAACUAUACCUCCCAGGCCUCCCAGCCCGCUAACUACAGCCUGCCGCCCAGCUCCCAGCCCGGCUCAGGGUACCAACCCCGCCCUGGAUACACUGCACCUCCAGGCAGCACCGUCACCCCUCCACCAGGAGCUGCUAACCCUUAUGCCCGCAACCGCCCCCCUUACGGCCAGGGCUACACUCAACCAGGCCCUGGAUACCGGUAAAAGAGGAGGACAGCUGAUGUUACUGAUCCUCACACACCCACAAACCCCUACCCUCUGUGUGGCUCCAGCUGUUUGGAGUGGGUGCAGGAAACGUGCUUUACUGCUCUACCCC
Messenger RNA from Xiphias gladius (swordfish), 1522 nucleotides. RefSeq names its product trafficking from ER to golgi regulator (gene tfg). NCBI's taxonomy places the organism in Eukaryota, Metazoa, Chordata, Actinopteri, Istiophoriformes, Xiphiidae. Gene Ontology annotation, molecular function: identical protein binding. The transcript has 8 exons. Gene Ontology annotation, biological process: endoplasmic reticulum to Golgi vesicle-mediated transport; COPII vesicle coat assembly. Bases 190 to 1410 code for a protein of 406 amino acids. Gene Ontology annotation, cellular component: endoplasmic reticulum exit site. The record is from RefSeq and is a predicted model, not a curated record.